Molecule: messenger RNA, 1653 nt
Organism: Dothidotthia symphoricarpi CBS 119687
Lineage: Eukaryota; Fungi; Ascomycota; Dothideomycetes; Pleosporales; Dothidotthiaceae
Product: MFS general substrate transporter
Exons: 4
Coding region: 1-1653 (550 amino acids)
Biological process (GO): transmembrane transport
Molecular function (GO): transmembrane transporter activity
Source: RefSeq, a predicted model, not a curated record
AUGGCCGACUUUCCUUCAACCAAGCAGCAGAGUCGUCAGUUCCAAACCUUCGAGUUCUUGAUCACCAGUCCUAACCACUUUGAAGAGUUUGAAUUCCAAGAACACCAUGAGCAACCACUUGAGAUUUCUCGAUCUUCAACACCCUCCCUGUUGGCGUUCAUUGCGCUGAGUCUCUCCAUCUUUCUAGUAGCCCUCGACACUGUCUUACUACCAACUGCGCUUCCUACAAUCUCUAGGUCCUUCCAUAUACCAGACGUGCUCUACGCCUGGACUGGUUCCGCAUACCUUCUCGCCAACGCGGCGUCUGUGCCCUUCUGGGGUAAGCUUUCGGACGUGUUUGGACGAAAGCCUGUGAUCCUGGUUGCGAAUACGAUCUUCUUGGUUGGCAGCGUCAUAUGCGCUGUUAGCCGUAGCGCAACAAUGCUGGUUGCAGGACGAGCGGUGCAAGGCCUAGGUGGAGGUGGCGUUGUGGUAUUGGUGCAUGUUUGUGUCAGCGAUUUGUUUUGCAUUCGUGAUCGAUCUUUCUACAUGGGCAUACUAGGCGCCGUAUGGGCUGUGGCAUCUGCUUUAGGUCCAGUACUGGGUGGAAUUUUCGCCGAGAAGCUGAAUUGGCGAUGGUGCUUCUACAUCAACCUUCUUAUCGUUUCCGUCUCAACAGUGAUUCUGUAUGCUACUCUCCAUCUGCACAACCCUCGGACUCAAAUUUUGACUGGACUCGCAUCCAUGGACUGGCUGGGUACGCUGGCCAUACUCGCCGCAACCAUCUUCCUUCUUGUCGGUCUACAGUGUGGUGGAACCACUUCUUACAAGACUCCGUUGGUCAUAUCGCUUCUUGUUCUCGGCUCUCUCGCAUACAUCGUCUUCCCUUUCACCCAAUGGUGGGAAGGCAAACGACGCGGUAGCCCGAUCAUGCCAUUGCGUAUAUUCAAGGACGUGAGCAAUUUGAGCGCACUAGGAGUCUGUGCUUGCGACGCUCUGGUAUUCAACUCGGUCGCCUACUUUCUACCUCUUUACUUCCAGAUCGUGCUCGACAAGAGCCCUUCAACAUCCGGUAUAUACAUGCUCGCCAUGGCCAUCCCUCUAGCUCUCGUGUCUUUCUCGUCUGGCUACAUCAUUGAGCGAACUGGUCGUUUCCUCGAAGUUUUACAAGCAGGUUUACUCCUUAUGACCCUCGGUGUUGGCCUCCUUAUAUCGUUGGACUCAUCGUUUGACCUCGCCAAGAUCAUAGGCUUCCUCGUCCUCCUAGGUCUUGGUUUCGGUCCGAACUUUAGCACCCCCCUCAUUGCGCUGCAAACCCGCGUCUCAGAGGCCGAUAUCGCAACCGGUACAGCGGCAUUUGGGUUUGUGCGAAUGAUGUCUGGUGCUAUCGGUGUUGUGGUUGGACAAGUUGUCUUCCAGCUUCUCAUGAUUUCGUAUCAGGGUGACCUUGUUAACGAUGGUGUGGCACACGAGCUUGCGGUUCAAUUGGCGGGGGGUGAAGCAAUCGCGCAAGCCCAAGUCGUUGCAGGACUUCCUCCCCAUCAAAGGGUGGCUGUGAGAGAGGGAUUUGUUGGUGCAUUGAGAGGAACCUGGAUUGUAUACACUGUAGUAGGUGCAGUGGGAUUGCUUAUUUCUUUCGGAAUCAAGAGGACCAAAUUACAGCGGGCUUCUUAG